This is a messenger RNA of Misgurnus anguillicaudatus (oriental weatherfish), 5304 nucleotides long. The record is from RefSeq and is a predicted model, not a curated record. NCBI's taxonomy places the organism in Eukaryota, Metazoa, Chordata, Actinopteri, Cypriniformes, Cobitidae.
UGACCUCGAAACGCAUACAUGACCGGCGGUGAUGUUUCGCAACAUAUCGGAAUACCGUUUGAGAUUAUCGUCAAUUUUAUGGCGCGACGGAAAAAAAAACAUAGCACCCAUCGCUGCUUAACCACAAGUUCAACACUUAAGUUACACACUCGAUAAGUGUCAUUUUUUUACGGACCCAUGACCUCAUUCUACAGCUAACGUUGCAUGAAUCCACACCGGCUCGCGCCCUCCAUGACACUACUUCGAAGACGUUAGUGAGCGUUUAUUAAAUUUAUCUUUCGUAAUUCAGCAUCGCUCGGUUAUUUAUGCAAGAGAAGAGAACAGUCUGUCUCACGACCUUGCCGGAAGGCCAGCACGCGCUGUGGAUGGGUGGAGUCUGUCAUAAGAAAACACUGAGUUUAGCCUGUUAGCUAGCCGCCUGACAGAAUUUAUGAUGGAGUCUUCACUCGGGAUUUCUGAUGACAAAUGUGUGGCUACCGUUAAAGGGCAUGAGCUUAGAGGUGGACAAAAAGAAGCAAGACUCCUAUCUCUGUUAGAGUGUUCUGGACAGUUCAAGUUGAAUAUUCUGGCAAACCCUGAUUCCAUUGUAUUAAAUCCAGUCCCCCAGCUGUCCAUCCCCAUCAAUAACCAUUUUCAGAUAGUUCGAGAGGCUGAAGAAGCGCUUCUCAUUGACAUCUCGGCCAACGCACCGGUACGAUUUCGUCUGCGAGGUGAGAAAACUCCAGAGCUUCUGCUGGAGUUGCAAGAUGAUGUGCAGACUCAAACGUUUUUUCAGCAUGCCAUGAAGGCCAAACAGCAAGCUGAGGGAAGUUCACAGCCCAGGAAGAUGGAACCUGUUGUACCUGCUCCAGUCAAAGGCUCUGUUCCUGUCCCACCUCAAAGAGGAACCUCUAAAUCCACCUCGAACAACAUCAGCAACAGCACUUUAGCAAAACCCUUAAAUGCAGACUCCCUCUUGCUUGACACAGACUUUGGCUUUGAGGAAAAUUUUAACCAUUGUUUAAAAGUGGAAGAAAAGAAGAACCAACAAAACCGUAUAGUUGCGCAACGAGAGCCGCCUCCUCCACCAGUGCCCCCUCUUCCACCUCGUAAAGGCACAUACACACCGUCGGCUAAUCUCCCAGCAGCCCCAGCUGCCAAAGAAAGGCCACUACCAGACCCAUCCAACUACAGCAAGAGGCAGACCAUGAUGAGCAGUCACUCUGGUUCAAGAGAGGGACUGCUGAAGUAUCACCUCACCAAGAGGGAGAAAGAAUAUGUGGACAUUCAGAACUUCAGGAUCUUCACAGGCACAUGGAAUGUGAAUGGUCAGUCCCCAGAUAGCAGUCUUGAGCCCUGGUUAUGUUGUGUCCCGGAACCUCCAGAUGUAUAUGCACUGGGGUUUCAGGAGUUGGACCUGAGCACAGAGGCUUUUUUGUAUAUGGACUCAUCAAAAGAACAGUUGUGGGCUGGUGCGGUAGAGAAAAGCCUUCACCCUAAAGCCAAAUACAGACAGGUCCGUAUUAUUCGUCUGGUGGGAAUGAUGCUGGUGGUGUAUGUCAAAAAGCAACACAAGGACUACAUAAGAGAGGUGGCUGCAGAGUCUGUGGGAACUGGCCUCAUGAAUAAAAUGGGGAAUAAGGGAGGAGUGGCUGUGCGCUUUGUGUUUCAUAAUACCAGCUUUUGCUUCGUAAACUCUCAUUUGGCAGCACACGUGGAAGACUUUGAGCGUCGAAACCAGGACUACAAAGACAUCUGUGCCCGCAUGAGCUUCCACCUGCUGGAUUACCCGCCUUUCGGUAUAGUCAAACAUGAUGUGGUGAUUUGGCUUGGAGAUCUCAACUACAGGCUGUGUUUGCCUGAUGCUGGGGAGGUGAAAAGACUUAUUACAGAGAAUGAGCUAAGGAGGCUUCAGGAGUAUGAUCAGCUUAACAUCCAAAGGAAGACUAAACGUGCAUUCACCGAUUUCAUUGAAGGAGAGAUUAAUUUCAUCCCAACUUACAAAUAUGAUGCUAAAUCAAAUCAAUGGGACUCAAGUGGAAAGUGUCGAAUCCCUGCAUGGUGUGACCGUAUCCUGUGGAGGGGGAGUAAUAUCAAGCAGCUUCACUACCGCAGUCACAUGGACCUAAAGACCAGUGACCACAAACCUGUCAGCUCCCUCUUCAGCGUUGGGGUGAAAAUGAUAAAUGAUCCACGCUACAAGAAAGUGUUUGAAGAGAUUGUGCGAGACAUGGACAGGAUGGAAAAUGACUUCCUGCCUUCUCUGUCCCUAAGUCAUCGAGAGUUUACUUAUGAGAAUGUGAAAUUCCGGCAGCUACAGCGUCAGAGUUUUCUCAUCACUAAUGACGGGCAGGUCCCGUGCACCUUCGCCUUCAUUCCCAAACUCAAUGACACUCAAUAUUGCAAGCCCUGGCUGCGUGCUGAACCCAGUGAGGGGGUACUAGACCCAACUGAGGCAAUGGAGAUCUUCUUGGAAGUGUAUGUCAGUAAAGACUCUGUGACUAUGCUAAACUCCGGUGAGGAUAAAAUUGAGGAUAUUCUGGUGCUUCACCUGGACCGAGGGAAGGACUACUUCAUUACUAUCUCUGGAAACUAUCUGCCAUGUUGCUUCGGGACAUCCCUGGAGACUCUGUGCCGCAUGAAGAAACCCAUUCGGGAAAUCCCCAUCACUAAACUCAUCGAUCUGGGAGAGGAUAGCUGCAUGGAAAAGGAGAAAUCCAGGAUGAAUUUCUUGUUGGACACUGGUGGUACAGAGGACAAACCUCUAAAGAUUCCCAAAGAGGUCUGGUUGCUUGUUAAUCACCUCUACACUAAGGCAUGCCAGCAGGAGGACCUCUUUCAAACCCCUGGCCUUCAGGACGAGUUACAAAGUAUUAUUGACUGUUUGGACACCACCAUUCCUGAUUCCAUCCCUGGCUGUAAUCACUCAGUUGCCGAAGCUCUGCUGAUCUUCUUGGAGGCUCUGCCCGAGCCUGUGCUGUGUUAUGAGCUCUAUCAGCGCUGUCUUGAUUGUUCUCAUGACAGCCGCCUUUGCAAACAGGUAAUAUCUCAGCUCCCACGGGCCCAUCGCAAUGUAUUCCGUUACCUGAUGGCUUUCUUGAGAGAAUUAAUCAAACACUCUAUUGACAACAACCUAAACGCCAACCUCCUAGCUACACUCUUUGCGAGCCUCCUCAUUCGCCCACCACCAAAUGUUGUCAGCAGACAGACAUCGAUCGACCGACAGAAAGCCAGCGACUUCAUCCUGGGGUUUCUGAUGGGAGGUGAUGAAGACUAAGCUGAUUGCACAAAAAGGGGUCAGAGGUUAAGGUGUCACGCCCUCCUCUCAGCGGUCUUCAGGUGGUUCUGGUGUAAAUAGACUUGAACUGGAUGGCUGAGGUAUUUGGACCACCCUUGCACAAAGAUGGCUACUGUUGGGAGUUGCAACAGAUACUGCCUACCGGUUACAUUUACACUGUUCUGUUCCUUAGAAGAAUAGAUUUGUGUCAACAUAUCUCCGUUUUGGCUAUGUGGCUCUGUGAGUAGUAAUACCCACCCUUUGACCCAGAGGAACCUCAUUUUUUUCACUGUAGCAUUACGUAUGCUAUAUGUGACCCUACCUUGUCUGUUUUGACUACUGGAGUGGAGUGCUGUAAUGCCAAAUCCAAUAUUUCAAACCUUAUAUGACUCAGAUAAAUGUAUAUGUGUAUCUGGACCCAAGGACACUCAAAGACUCGCUUAUUACACUAAAAAAAGCCAUUUUAAGGAUAAUGUGGCUGCCAGCUAAAACACUCAGUGAAUCGUCUUUGCUUCAGGCCACAUCCCUGUUUGUCUUUUUUCCAUCUUUACACAAUAGGUAUAGGAAUUAUUAUUAGAGCUGACCUACAGAAAGUGGGAAGAAAGCGUUCAAGGUGAUUUAGACAAUCAAACCGGUCGAAGUGGUUUGGGAAAGCAGCUGCUUUGUGAUCUUUACAGUUGUAUCUGAAUCAUAAGUCGACUCUGUCUGUUGUAGUGUGCACUUGUUGUUAUUUAUAUGUCUAUAAGUCUCGUAUACAACAUUGUGCUCUUUAGUAUAAUAGACAAGUCACAUAAUGAAUGGUUUACUAGAAUCACUUCCUUGCUCCUUUUUAGACCAUUUUGAUGCCGUAAACACACAGUCCUUCAGAUGUUUCAUCCUUAGAUAAAAAGAUUGCUUCAGAUUUGGUCAUCCAUAGAUCAGUAUGCACUAAAAUGGAUCAUUUUAUUCCUUGAAGACUUUUAUAGGUCUUCUUAGUCAAGUUGCGCUACAAAGACAAACCAUUUAACUUAUGUGCUCACUGAGUGUUUAAACUUUUUAAAUGUUCGGUCUUGUUUUGUAAUGAUGUAAUCGUGGUCCUUCAUACUGUAUUUAAGUGUAUCUUGUCAUACUGACUUUUACUAGGAAAAUUGUGCUUGUCUGUUUAUAGUCUUCGUGUCCUUUUCUGGUGUGGUGUGUAGGGCUACAUUUCCACGUUCUAUUUCAGUGUCGUGACAUAACGGUAUUUAAUUAUUACAUACUGUAGUACACAUUGGGAGUCUUAAUCGAUUAUAUUCGUGAAUUUGGAUAUCGCAGAGGCUUAGUGUUACCCAGCCAGUGCAGUUUUAUUCUGCAGUGUACAAACAGGAAGUCGCAUUUGUUCUGUUACUCAUAUUAAUCAUCGCCCCAAAGUUAAAAAGUUAUUAGAAUACAAACCACCAAACCCAUUUCUCAGCAUAAUUCGUGUGACAUCUUGCCCGAGUACAUUUAGCAAUAUGCUCAAAAAUUCACAGGAAAUGGUUUUUGCUGUGCAUUUGGCACACUGGUCGGAAAAAGAGAUAAAAAGUGUCAGGAAAUGUCCUAUCCCAUUUUUAUUUCUUUUUAAUUCGCUUAAGUAAUGACAUUCUGUGUGCACUGCUGGCUUCAUGCCCACCAAGGCUCCCUCUUAUGUGCUUUCUUAAAAAAUUUUCAUCAUGUUUACAUUUAUAUAUAUAAAUAUAUCAUGGAAAGGCCGUAAUUAAAUUCCUGAGCUAGGCUGUCUUUUCCAGGCUGAAAUCACUCACCAUACAAUGCCAGUAGAUGACGAAAGGAAUUUCUGGAAGGAAUAGACCUCAUUGAAGGCGAAACUCAGAUGGCUGUGUUUCUUGCCAGUUUUCUAGUGUGCCGUUAUUACGACCCACCCUGCCUGUUCGUUUGUUUUUCUGUCCCAUCUUUCUGUGAAUCACAUUCAUUUUUUGUACUGAACAGUCUGUUUCUGGUACUUUGCAGCUGGGUACUUGCACAUACUUUGUUUUAUUUGUGGGGAAAUGGGAAUUUAAUUUAUUCAAUGGAAUAAAGACAGUAUGACCAUG